Messenger RNA from Closterium sp. Yama58-4, 2613 nucleotides. The record is from the annotation of a GenBank genome assembly. NCBI's taxonomy places the organism in Eukaryota, Viridiplantae, Streptophyta, Zygnematophyceae, Desmidiales, Closteriaceae.
AUGCCUCUGCCUUGUCAUCGCCCUGGCGUUAACUACGCUGAUUGGGCGUCGACGGAAGAUAACACGGUGUACACUGGAGACGUGCUGGUGUUUAACUACCCUGCCUACUCCGACGAGGUCUACUUGUUUUCCGACCCCGUGGCGUUUCAGCGCUGCCAGUUCUGGAAAGCCACGAAGGUUUGCAGCGACACGGACGGCGAGGCGGGAUGCACGGUGCGCAUCGACACGCCCGGGGUGGCGCUCUUCGCGUCGGGCAUGAUUGCGCGAUGCACCUGGAAUAGCAAGCUGAACGUCACGGUGAUUCAGCGCGGUACUCCAAGGAACGUCUAUGUAGGAAAGAUAAUGCCCGGGUACACGUACCCGUGGAACCCUGCCGUUAACUACACCGACUGGGCUGCGACUACUACGGUUUACAUCGGAGAUUCUCUUGUUUUCAAGUACCCCGACGGCUUAGACGAAGUAUACAAGGUGCCGACUCAAGCCGACUACGAUGCUUGCGAAGUACGCAACUACGAAACAAUUCUGCCUCCGGUCCUUACACAAUCACCGUUCUUCUCGCCUCUCCCGCGGGUCGCCUCUUCAAAUUCCGCCGCAAUGGCGGGCGUACCUUCGGCCCAACUCUCUCCGCGGAGCGCUAGUGGUCCUCCGCACCCCGUGCGGGAGGCGGAACGAAUCUCCCCUUCCGCCAUCUCCUUAGACAUAGAGAAUCCCCGCAGUUUUCCGACUAAUGCGGGGAAAGCCGCUACAGACGGCGCUACGUGCGCUUACUCCGGCAGUGGCGGGGAGGCGGGGCCCAGCGCGAAAGCCGCCGCUCCCCCCGCUUUCUCUUCCGCAGCGGCGGAUAUUUAUCGGGAUGAAGCAGGCGUAGGGGGAACGGAAAUCCUUCCCGCGGAAGCGGGCGCGCGGGGAACAGCAGGGGGCGGGGCGAGCAGCGGAGCAGAAGCGGGAGCCGCGGGGGGAAAGGGAAACGGAGAGCUGAAUGGCGAAUCAAACCCCCCACUUGAUGAUGACGUGGAAGACGAUUUAUCACUCCUCACGCUGCAACGGCCCCCCCCAACCACGCGAUCCGCGCGCUUGAAACGCAUCUGCGGCCGACUCCUCUCCGCCGUCGCGAGCCCUAUAACGGGGAUAGCGGCGUGGAUGCGGGACCUAGGGCGCGUGUUCGGUUGGCCGCUGUUGGGAGUGGUGAUGGUGGCGUAUGGGAUUAAUCAAGGGUAUGGAAGCUCGCUCAUGGGCCUAUCGUUGAGUUACUAUUGGAAGGACGUGCAGCAUCUGCAACCCGCCGCCGCUCAGUUCUACAUGAGCUUCGUGGGCAUCCCAUGGGACGUGAAGCCACUCUACGGCAUGAUCACAGACACCUUCCCCAUCCUCGGCUUCCAGCGGUGGCCCUACAUUGCCCUGUCAGGCAUCAUCGGCACAGCGGCGUGGUGGGCGCUGGGGGUGCUACCAGCACUCGUGCCGGCAGUAGCAACGGCGCUGCUGGUGGUGCAGGCGCUGUCCUGCGCCGUGCCGGAUGUGGUUGUUGAUGGCAUGGUGGCACAGGAGAUUCGCCUGCACCCCUCCUAUGCUGCCGACCUGCAGGUGAGGAAGGGGUUGCACACUAACAGUGGCGCUGCUGCUGGUGCGGUGAGGAAGGGGCGGGGUGGGGAGGAAAGGAGUGUGCGAGUGGUGCUGCUGGUGGUGCAGGCGCUGUCCUGCGCCGUGCCGGAUGUGGUUGUUGAUGGCAUGGUGGCCCAGGAGAUUCGCCUGCACCCCUCCUAUGCUGCCGACCUGCAGAUGGCGGAAUGGGGUUCUCAGAAGGGGAGGGAGGAGGCAGUGAGGGCGAAGAGGGCGCUGGUAGGUGCACCAGUCCCUACACCAGUCCCUCCCCGUGUGAUCAGACAUUCCAGCGUGCUGCAGUCCCUCCCCCCAGCCUCUCUCGCCCGCACCCUCUCUCGCCCGCACCCUCUCUCGCCCGCACCCUCUCUCGCCCGCACCCUCUCUCACCCGCGCCUCUCUCCUCUCCUAUACCAGCAGCUCCUCUCUCAUCAAAUCCCUCGAUCCCCCAUGCAGCGCCUUCGUCCCCAUCUCCCCUCUCCUCUCCUUCUCCCUCAAUUCACCUCCCCCGCCCCCAUCCCACCAGUCCCUCCCAGCAGCCUGUCUCGCGCUCGCCUCGCUCCUCUCCUACACCAUCAGCGGCUCUCUCAUCAAACACCUCGGUCCCCCUUUGCACCUUCUUCCUCAUCUCCAAUCUCCACUCCUUUCCUCUCCCUUCACCCCUUCCCCUCUCCCCCCCCUCCCCACCAGUCCCUCCCAGCAGCCUGUCUCGCGCUCGCCUCGCUCCUCUCCUACACCAUCAGCGGCUCUCUCAUCAAGUCCCUCGGUCCCUGCGGCACAUUCUUCCUCAUCUCCCUCGCGCCGUUCUCUCUCAUUGUGGCUGCUCUCUUGCUUCCUGAAACGCGCCUGCCCGAGGGGAAGAGGAAGGGGGACGUGAAGAAGCUGAGGACGACGUGGCGCCGUUUCAUUGGCACGAUUCGGCACCGGAAGAUCGCGCGAGCGGCCCUGUUUAUAUUUAUUGCGCAGGUGAGGGGCGCUGAAUUGGGCUGUGAGGUGGUGUGUGUGUGUGUGGUGUAG